Molecule: messenger RNA, 1796 nt
Organism: Clupea harengus (Atlantic herring)
Lineage: Eukaryota; Metazoa; Chordata; Actinopteri; Clupeiformes; Clupeidae
Gene: st8sia5
Product: alpha-2,8-sialyltransferase 8E-like
Exons: 9
Coding region: 463-1701 (412 amino acids)
Biological process (GO): N-glycan processing; oligosaccharide metabolic process
Molecular function (GO): alpha-N-acetylneuraminate alpha-2,8-sialyltransferase activity
Source: RefSeq, a predicted model, not a curated record
GUAUAAGAGAUUGAGAGAGAGAUGCGCGUUCGCUCACCUCCAAACUGUGACGAGAUUUCUAGCCACGCGCGUCAGCUUACGUGCACGCGAUGGGAAAGGGGUACGCUAGACGCAUCGAAGCUGAAGCGAAUGCGCGCGCAGAAUGACAGAAGGGCGUAUAGCAUUAAAAAGACCAAAAAAUAAAUCCCAGACAAAAUUCGACCCAAUUAAUGACAGCAUACAUGAAUAGUUAUUCAGGGAGAUUAGAAACCCUUCUGUAUCACAACACAAUCGUAGUGCUUGUUUACAGAGGUGCACGGGAAUGCCGCGGGAAAACGAACCCUGAAGCGCAAACUGCCGCAGCGGAGUGUCUUUUGAGAAGGUGAGCAUCCACCCCGAAGAUGACGAGGAGCGCGCGAUCGUGAUUGUUUGGAUUUUUUUAAUAUUUUUUGGAGAUCGUUUUUGUCCUUACUAAUCGUCGGGAUGACGAGAAUGAGCUACGCGGAUCCAACCUCUAGUCGAGAUCUGCUGGGGAGUCGCUCCCUCUGUUUCAUCUUCAUCUGUGCCUUCGCUCUGGUAACACUCGUGCAGCAGAUCCUUUACGGGAAGAACUACGUCAAAAGUGGGCAACAGUUUAGCCGACUGCGCGGAGAUGAGGCAGGCAACUGGAGCGGAUUAAACCUGCCAGACGACUCUCCACUGAGGCCUGGGAGUUUUAUUUCUGGCAGGUUUCUGGAGGCCUCUAAUGGGGCUUUGGAGUUCAAUUCAACCUCCUGUCAAAUGCUGAGGAAGGAAAUCCUGGAGGUGAAGGUCCUCACUAUGGUGAAGACCUCCGAGUUGUUUGAGAGAUGGAGAAAUCUGCAGGUGUGCAAGUGGGCACAGAACAAGGAGGAGACCAACAACUUUAAGAUGUCUCUGUCUCGGUGCUGUAAUGCACCCUCCUUCCUGUUCACCACAAAACGGAACACGCCGUCGGGCACCAAGCUGCGCUAUGAGGUCGACACCAGCGGAAUCCUGCACAUCAGCCCUGAGAUAUUUAAAAUGUUCCCUGAUGACAUGCCCUACUCCAGAUCAGAGUUUAAGCGCUGUGCUGUUAUCGGGAAUGGAGGCAUCAUCAAAAACAGCAAAUGUGGGAAAGAGAUCGACUCAGCUGACUUUGUCUUCCGGUGCAACAUUCCACCCAUCUCUGAUAAAUACUCCGCUGAUGUGGGAUCUAAGACUGAUUUCGUCACCAUCAACCCAAGUAUCAUCACAGAGAGGUUCCAGAAGUUAGAGAAAUGGCGCAAGCCCUUCUUCGACGUCCUGCAGACGUACGAGAACGCCUCCGUCAUCCUCCCCGCCUUCUACAACACGCGCAACACGGACGUGUCCUUCCGCGUCAAGUACAUGCUGGACGACUUCAGCUCGGCGCGCGGCGUCUACUUCUUCCACCCGCAGUACUUGCUGAACGUGCAGCGCUUCUGGUCCCUGCAGGGCGUGCGCGCCAAGCGCCUGAGCAGCGGCCUCAUGCUGGUCACAGCGGCCAUGGAGCUGUGCGAGGAGGUGCACCUGUACGGCUUCUGGGCCUUCCCCAUGAACCCGGCGGGCAUCUUCAUCACGCACCACUACUACGACAACGUCAAGCCGCGGCCGGGCUUCCACGCCAUGCCGCACGAGAUCUUCAACUUCCUGCACAUGCACACGCGUGGCAUCCUGCACUUGCACACGGGGACAUGCAGCUGAGUGCACAAACACGCGCAAAGAGAGGGGACAUGGGUACACACACACACACACACACAUACAUAUACACAGACACACACACACCAUAUACACAGACA